Molecule: messenger RNA, 1044 nt
Organism: Acanthamoeba castellanii str. Neff
Lineage: Eukaryota; Discosea; Longamoebia; Acanthamoebidae
Exons: 7
Coding region: 1-1044 (347 amino acids)
Source: RefSeq, a predicted model, not a curated record
AUGCAGCGCUACGAGUUUGUGCUCGCUCUGGCCAACUUCCAAGUGGUGUCCCGCAAUGAAACUGCCAUCGCCAAGGGUAUUUAUCUGUCGCUGCAGAACCGAGGCUACACCGACGACGUGUGCUUCUUUGAUAAUUUCAGCUUUGAAGAGAUCCUCCCACCCCUCAAUCCUCCGUCUGUGGCGGCGCCAUUGCUCGCCGUGGACUUCCCAAUGCGCAACCCGUCGUUCUUGGCGACCUCUCCGCAGGAAGAGGGCACCGAGAUCAGUGCCGACUUUGUGCGGAUGGUCGAGCUGCAGAGCGAUUACCGUGUGAAGGUGAUCCGCAAUUUCCCUGCCACGGGCUACAAGGUCCAGGCUGCAUCGGACGGGGCUGUUUGGUUCUCCCGUGCCCUCCAAGUCUACGAUGAAAGCGUGGCCACGUGCGACUUGACGAUCAAGGCCUUUACGCAAGAUGGCCGUGUGAACACGGGCUUGUCGAAGUUCAAGGCGCCCAAGAACUCAGUGGAGUGGUCCAUCACACUCACCGGCUGGCCCUUCACCGCACCAAACAACAAGCUCCUGCUAGAGUUCGGCCUGUCCAUCUUUGAAAGCGGGCGCAACACCAAUGCCAGUGUCGGCGGCGGCCAGUUCGUCAUCACCAAUGUCACGUAUGUGUCCAGCGAGAAGACAUACCGCUACGCUCUCCACCUGGCCGGCAGCAACGCGUCGACGGUGGUGAACCUGAUCCUCCCGACGGUGGCGACGGUGGACUCAGUCGCGGGCGAAAUCGAAGCGCCGGUGCUGACCACGGCAGCGGCCUUCGCGGCGUACAUCAGCAGCUCCAGCUCGCAGCCCGUCUCAUCAUUGCAGGCUGGCGUGGGAGACACAGUGGAUGUCGUGGUGUUUGUUUUCCCCAGCUUCAAGGACUCGCUCACCUACGACCCCAACGUCGGCUUCCUGCUUACCGGAGUUAUAUUUAUCACGAUGAAGGUCAAGGCCAGUCGCGCGAACCAGGAGGCCUGCGUUCAGUUGGAUCUCCAUGACGAAGCCGGUGACGCUCUCUGA